Cercospora beticola is the source of this 1593-nucleotide messenger RNA. The record is from RefSeq and is a predicted model, not a curated record. Lineage: Eukaryota; Fungi; Ascomycota; Dothideomycetes; Mycosphaerellales; Mycosphaerellaceae.
AAACGGUGGUUCACACGCUUCACACUGUUGCAAAAAUGCGUUCGACUGUGCUACUCGGGCUUGCUGCCUCUCUGCUUCCUCAAAUACAGGCCGUGCCAACGCCGACAGCGCAGGACGGAGACCUCAAUCCUUUCCCGGAAAAUCCAGUCGAGCUGGCGGUCAAGAAUUUGAACAAUUUGGUCAACGAGACGCUACGAAAUCCUCCAACGAACGGGCUCUUCGACAGACUUAUUGAGGACUUUCAAUUGGUCACCGCUACUGCAGUGCCAGUGAGCAUUCCAGCUGCCGCGGAUGCUUUAAAAGAGAUUCUCGUUUCAGCACCAGAGCCAUCGAACCUCUUUGGCUAUGCUGGAAGCCUUGCGGCAGCCGGUCUGAGUAAAGACAACGUUCCUGACUUGCUCAAUUUCGCGAAGGGUGCCAUUGGUCCAGAGAACAGCUUCAGAAAUGUCAACCUGCGGAGAUCAUCGAUCAAAGUCUUUCCCAAAGCCGACCCGAAGGACGCACCCUUCUCUCUGUCAGAGGCCGACCUUCGUGCUGCGAUCCAUAUUCCGUCAAGCUUCAAGUACGGCGCGAGAGGAGCGCCGAACCCAAUUAUCCUCGUGCCAGGUACUGGUGCAACAGGAUACACAACAUUCGUUGGCAACUACAUUCCUCUACUGCAAGGAUCGAACAUCGCAGAUCCAGUAUGGCUGAACAUUCCCGGCUUCCUCCUGGGUGACGCACAAGUACAUGCAGAAUAUGUUGCAUACGCAGUCAACUACAUUCACGGCAUCAGCAACAAGCGAAAGGUCUCAGUCGCUGCGUGGUCACAGGGCAGCAUCGAUGGACAGUGGGCAUUCAAAUACUGGCCUUCGGCACGAGCUAAAGUCACAGACUUCAUCACAUUCUCUGGCGACUAUGCGGGGACGAUCAAUGCCAACUUUCUCGCCACACCAGGCAUUCCUCUGCCACCAGCAGUGCUCCAGCAAGAAGCCGGUUCGAACUUCAUCAAGACUCUCCGCGCCAAUGGAGGAGACUCCGCUUACGUCCCAACAACGAGUGUCUACUCAAGCUUCUUCGACGAAAUCGUCCAACCGCAAGCCGGCACUGCAGCAUCGGCAUUCAUCAAAGAUGCUCGACGAGUCGGUGUCUCAAAUAAUGAAGUCCAACAAAUCUGCCCCGGAGCACCAGCAGGUAGCUUCUUCACUCAUGAAGGAGUACUAUACAACGCAAUCGGAUUCGCUUUGUUGAAAGAUGCUCUUUCGCACGAAGGUCCUGGCAAAGUCUCCCGGAUCCCGGGCCUCGAUUCGCUAUGCACGAAUUUUCUGAGUCCUGGCCUUGACCUCUCAGACUUCUUGUUGACGGAGAAUGCGAUUCUGAUAGCGGCGUUGACGAUUGUGACAUAUCCGGAGAAAGUCACGACUGAGCCGGCGAUUAAAGGUGAGAUUGACAUCAUGAUGCGGAGAGGAGAAUGUGCUUAUACUGACCGACUCGCAGCAUAUGCUUCCAGACACCAAGGAUACUAUUGAGCGCUGAAAGAUUACUGAACGCAUGACGUGGAAAUAUAUUAAAGAUAUUGAAGAUUACUGAACGCUUUGAUGCACGAUAGAUGAA